CGAGAUCAGUCCGCUCCUGUUCAGCUUACCAAAUACCUGCAAUUCCAUCAUGAAGUUGGUGUCGGGCGACCUAGCCAUCUGCGAAGUAUGUGGCACGCAAUACGAUGUUCCACUCUCUUCACCACCGAAGGAGUGUCGAAUCUGCCUCGACCCCCGCCAAUACGUUCCCGCCCACGGCCAAACCUGGACCUCCCUCAACGCCUCCCAAUCCACACAAAAGAAUGAAUUCCAAACAGACGAACACGACUCUCGGAUCCACUAUAUCACCACCAAACCUCUCACCCCUGCAGAGCUUCCUCCAGGCCUGAGUGACAGCACAACAACGCGCAAACAACUCGGAAUAGGCGAGCGUGCCAUCUUCCUGCAAACGCCCUCCGGGAACGUACUUUGGGAUCUAAUCGCUUUCCUCAACCAAGACACCAUCGAUUUCAUCGAAUCCAAAGGCGGUCUGAAAGCCAUCAUAAUCUCACACCCACACUUCUACACCACGCAUCUUGAGUGGGCUGCGCAGUUCAACUGCCCAGUAUACGUUGCUGCCGACGACAAGGAGUGGUUGAACAGGGAGGAUAAAAAUGGGGUCAGGCAUUUGUACAAAGGGACGAAGGAAGUAGUUCCCGGCGUGACGGUGAUACAGUGCGGAGGCCAUUUUGAUGGGAGUUCGGUGCUGCAUUGGGAGAUGAAGUUGCUUAUUGCGGAUACGAUGAUGAGUGUACCUUCCGGCUUCUACAACGCCGCCCAAUCCUCCAAAGAUCCCUCAACCGCAUCCUUCAGCUUCAUGUGGUCCUACCCGAAUAUGAUCCCCUUGCCACCGAGUAAGAUCCAUGGGAUUUGGAAGGCGCUCAAGCCGUUCGACUUCGAUACGACGUAUGGCGGGUUUCCGGGGCAGAAUGUUACGAGGAUGGAUUUGAAGAAACAGGUGUUGGAGAGUAUGAAGAUAUUCCUGAAGGUCGGAGGACACGAGACUGCGAGUGUAUUCGAUGAGACGUACUAAUCGCACCAUUGAGUGCGGAGCAACGAUAUAGGUGUAUGGGCAUGAUUGGCAAUGUACGUGUGGUGUGUAAUCGCAGUUGAAAUGUGCAAAGUGCACUACUCAAAAAAUAUCGAUGACUGCGG
This is a messenger RNA of Macroventuria anomochaeta, 1113 nucleotides long. RefSeq lists its product as uncharacterized. The record is from RefSeq and is a predicted model, not a curated record. NCBI's taxonomy places the organism in Eukaryota, Fungi, Ascomycota, Dothideomycetes, Pleosporales, Didymellaceae. Bases 50 to 991 code for a protein of 313 amino acids. The transcript has 3 exons.